GAUAUCCCGUUUGUGCAGUAUCCAUGACAUGACCAAGUAAUCGUACAGUUUGCCGAUUUUUGCCGGCCUUCCUGUGUUUGUGAGUACAUCGCUGCUCGGCUGCCGGCCCCGUAUAUAGUAUAUACACCGUGUACAAAUGUAUAUAUAUGAAGCCCAUAGUGUGUGGCCGGUAAAUUGCCGCUCCAUGGCUACACAAUAGUAGAGGGGCCAUUUUACGUGAGGAUGCGUGAAAGAAGGGAUAACAACGCCAUUCCCCAUGCCACAUCCCGGUUUCCUUAAGAGCGCAUUUUCCCGUCCACGCACUCCUUGGAUGGUCACGCCAUAAUAAAAAACACCGAUCCUUGCCCCUUUUCACUGUGUAUCAUUAUGUUAUCAUCAUGUAAAUCCCGCUGUCCAUCGGAUGCGUAUAUGCCGGCUGGAGAUGCAACACCACACAAUCUCCUCUAAUCAAUGCUGAUUGAUUUGAGUAAAUCAUGCUAGACUGGGCUAAUUCUAGCGAAUUUCAUGUUAACGCCACUUUGACUACAGCAGCCCAUAAUAACACAUCCAGUCUAUUGUCAAAUGAUGAGGACUACUAUUUCCAGUCACCGGAACUAAGCUACGCGGUGCCCGUUGGGAUUAUUCUGGGAUUAUUUACCGUUUUAACUGUUGGCGGUAAUCUGCUUGUACUCUUAGCGGUGGCCACCGACCGACAUCUGCGCUCACAGCGCCAUACAUUACUCAUUGUCAAUCUGGCCAUAUUCGACAUGACACUCGGCUCUAUUGUUUUCCCCUUUUCCGCUACAUUGGAGGUUCUUAAUGAUCAGUGGCUAUUCGGGCGGGUUUUUUGUAGUGUGUGGGCGGCUAUUGAUGUUUUAUGCUGUACCGGCUCAAUCUGGUCAUUAGUAUCUAUCGCACUGGACCGGCUCAUCGGCGUUACACGACCACUCGCUUAUGCCGGGAUUAUGACCAAAGCCAAAAUGCUGACGAUGAUUAUAAUUAUCUGGAUAUUAUCCCUGGUCAUUUCGGUGGUGCCGUUCAUGGGCUGGCAGACACCGGAAGAGAAGAAUCCCUACAAAUGUCACGUCCAGACUGACCCCAGCUAUGUGAUAUUCAGCUGCUCCGUGUCCUAUUACGUUCCACUGAUAAUUAUAUUAAUUUUUUAUUCGCGCAUCUAUAAAGCCGCCGCCCGGCAUGUACAGUCCAUGCGGACGGGUAUUAAACGCGGAUCAGGAUCACUCAGUAAUGACGGCACCGUAAUGACAUUACGAAUUCAUACUAAACGCUUUCAAAAAUCUCACAAUGCUACAACUACCCGCACCGGCUCGGGAUCGGAGACCAACAAUGCCAACGGGGAAACCGGAAGUGUUUCCGGCUCAACAACGGCCAAACUGGGUAAAAGCUUCGCGAAACAGCGAAAAGCCACCAUCACGCUGAGCCUGAUUAUUCUGGGAUUUAUUUGCAUGUGGCAAGGAUUUUUCCUCAUACUACCCAUAAGCGUUUUCUGCAAAAAUUGCAACGUUCCGGUGACUCUAUGGCGAAUAUUCUUUUGGCUCGGGUAUUGCAACAGCUUGAUGAAUCCCUUCAUCUAUGCUGCCGCAUCCCCCGAAUUCCGCCGCGCUUUUAAACGCAUUCUAUGCUGUGAAAUAUUUUCCGGCCGUGAGCAUCAGCGUCGCAGUGUCCGUGACAUGUCCAAUUCAUCACACGGCGCCGCAUCCCGCAGCGGUAGCAGUGGCGCCAAUAAUCGCCGCCUGACCCGUUGUUGGGGAUUUUUUAAACCCUUUCGCAGCUGCCUCUCCAGCCGGGAACGCACGGAGACUAGCACCACCGGAACGCCGGACAGUAGCGAUGUAUUAGCUAUGACCCCGGUACAUCUGCACUGCUCGGACAGCAACACACUGCGCAGUACGCCGGGUGAAAGCCGGAGCUUUCUGGGAUUCCGUCUGAGCCGGAAGAGGUCAGAUGCCGGCACGGUGGAUUUAAUGGAGAGCUUCCCCUUGGCGUCGCUGACGUUGGCCCGGCUAAAAAAUCCCUCCUGCGGCAGCGACGCCCUGUAUGGCUCACUGCAGGCGCUGCAGCGGGCGGCCAUGGAGGACAGUCCCAGUCGCGCGGGGUUGAUGCGCGCCUCCAGCAGUAUUACCGGCAGCGUCGGCUCUAGUCAGGCUGAUCAGCUGCUGCGAUUGUCCAGGAGCUGUGCUACACAAACACCCCCCGUGUCAAUACCGGUGUCUCCAGAGACCGGCUCGCCUUAUCAUUAUGUUUUUGAACCAUCCGCUCCAGAUGAUGCCGAACUGUGAUAAAUAUGUAUGUAACGCUGUUAGGGAAGAAAAUGUGUAUACAGUGUCUGACAGCGCUGAUCCCCGGGUUUCCUUUGUUGUUUGGUUGCUUCGCUGAAUUUUUUGGACUGCUUGUUGUUAUCCGAUGAUUUGUUAUUUAUUUAAUGAUGGAAAUUCUGUACGGAGAUGUGUGAAUGUUUUGUAAAUAUUUAUACAGUCAACCAUGUCGGAAUGGGACAGUUGUAGCCGGCAGCCAGCCGAUCCGUUUGGUUUGCAUAAUUGGUCAAUGCGCAGAAGAAUUCGAUUUUUUCGCUAUAAUUCGAUCUUUUCUAUCACCGACUUAACGCCACCUGCUUCACAGUACUCUGUAUAUGGCGCUAUGCUAAAAAUUGAUUUAUUUAACUUGUGAGCGCACUUUAUAUACACACCGACGGUUUGAAUAA
Molecule: messenger RNA, 2698 nt
Organism: Paramacrobiotus metropolitanus
Lineage: Eukaryota; Metazoa; Tardigrada; Eutardigrada; Parachela; Macrobiotidae
Product: alpha-1A adrenergic receptor-like
Exons: 5
Coding region: 474-2276 (600 amino acids)
Biological process (GO): adenylate cyclase-activating adrenergic receptor signaling pathway; cell-cell signaling; positive regulation of cytosolic calcium ion concentration
Cellular component (GO): membrane
Molecular function (GO): melanocortin receptor activity; alpha1-adrenergic receptor activity
Source: RefSeq, a predicted model, not a curated record